Messenger RNA from Trichoderma citrinoviride, 1479 nucleotides. RefSeq names its product hexokinase. Bases 1 to 1479 code for a protein of 492 amino acids. The record is from RefSeq and is a predicted model, not a curated record. Gene Ontology annotation, biological process: intracellular glucose homeostasis; glycolytic process; glucose 6-phosphate metabolic process. Gene Ontology annotation, cellular component: cytosol; mitochondrion. NCBI's taxonomy places the organism in Eukaryota, Fungi, Ascomycota, Sordariomycetes, Hypocreales, Hypocreaceae. Gene Ontology annotation, molecular function: glucokinase activity; D-glucose binding; ATP binding. The transcript is spliced from 6 exons.
AUGGUUGGACUCGGACCUCGCCCGCCUCCCUCUAGAAAGGGCUCAACGGCGGAUUUGCCCAAGGAUCUCCUCAAUGAAGUGAGGAAGCUGGAGGAGAUCUUCACCGUCGACACCGCCAAGCUCAAGCAGAUCACGGACCACUUUGUCAAUGAGCUCGCCAAAGGUCUCAGUGUGGAGGGUGGCAGCAUCCCCAUGAAUCCUACCUGGGUCAUGGCUUACCCUGAUGGCCACGAGACUGGUUCUUUCCUGGCUCUUGAUAUGGGCGGCACCAACCUGCGGGUCUGUGAAAUCACCCUGACGGACCGCAAGUCGGAGUUCGACAUCAUCCAGUCCAAGUACCGCAUGCCGGAAGAGCUCAAGACCGGCUCCAGCGAGGAGCUGUGGGAGUACAUCGCCGACUGCCUGCACCAGUUCAUCGAGACACACCACGGCGACUGCAGCAAGCUGGAUGCCAUGCCUCUCGGCUUCACCUUCUCCUACCCUGCCACUCAGCACUACAUCGACGAGGGCAUCCUCCAGCGCUGGACCAAGGGCUUCGAUAUUGCUGGUGUUGAGGGGCAAAACGUCGUGCCCAUGUUCGAGGCCGCCAUUGCUAAGCGUGGUGUGCCCAUCAAACUGUCGGCUUUGAUCAACGACACGACAGGCACGUUGAUUGCUUCCGCCUACACCGACCCCAAGGUGAAGAUUGGCUGCAUCUUCGGAACUGGAUGUAACGCGGCCUACAUGGAGGACUGCGGCUCCAUCCCCAAGCUGGCGCACAUGAACCUCCCCCCUGACUGCCCCAUGGCCAUCAACUGCGAGUGGGGUGCCUUUGACAACGAGCACAAGGUCCUGCCUCGCACCAAGUACGACAUCGCUAUCGAUGAGGACUCUCCUCGCCCUGGCCAGCAGGCGUUUGAGAAGAUGAUUGCAGGUCUCUACCUGGGCGAGAUCUUCCGGCUGGUCCUGGUGGAUUUGCACGACAACAAGGAGAUUCACAUCUUUGAGAACCAGGACAUCUCUUUGCUCCGCAGGCCCUACACUCUGGAUUCGUCCUUCCUGUCGGGCAUUGAAGAGGACCCCUUCGAGAACCUCCAAGAGACCUUUGAUACCUUCCAGUCGAAGCUGAACAUCACACCCACGGGACCCGAGCUGGAGCUGGUUAGGAGACUGGCAGAGCUCAUCGGAACACGAGCUGCCAGACUGUCCGCCUGCGGUGUAGCCGCCAUCUGCAAGAAGAAGAAGUUCGAAAGCUGCCACGUCGGUGCCGACGGAUCCGUCUUCAACAAGUACCCUCACUUCAAGGCCCGCGGCGCCCAGGCCCUGCGAGAGAUCCUCGACUGGCCCGCGAAGUCCAACCCCAAGGAGGAGGACCCGGUGGAGAUCCUGGCGGCCGAGGAUGGCAGCGGUGUUGGCGCGGCUCUGAUUGCAGCCCUGACACUGAAGCGUGCCAAGGCUGGCAACUUGGCCGGCAUUUUGCAUCCUGAGAAUUUUGUCUAG